Molecule: messenger RNA, 2316 nt
Organism: Psylliodes chrysocephalus
Lineage: Eukaryota; Metazoa; Arthropoda; Insecta; Coleoptera; Chrysomelidae
Source: the annotation of a GenBank genome assembly
AUGGAUUGGAUAAAUUCCCUAUUAUCGACAAAAAAUUCAAAAUCAUUAAUAAAUCCUGAAGACGAAUGUGAUCCUCAAGCUUGUUAUGAUAGUUUCAAAGAACAUUGGCACCAAGUGUACAAAAUAUUUAACAGAGUCCAGCAAUUGCCUAGUCAUGAUGAUGUCUUGGGAGUUGUUAACCACUUGGAACAAAUGGCCACAUUACUUUUAUAUGACAUUAAGCGCAACGACAGAUUCUUUGUGCCCCAUUCUACAUCCAAAUGUCUUGAACAUUUAUUAUCCGAAAAUAUUUUAUCUAAAUUAUUCGAAUGGAGCACAACAUCAGGAAGGUACAUAAAUGCAAUACGCUGUGAACAACUAAAGGUUUACCAAAUGUUACUAAGCCAGUCGAGGCAUGGUUUAUUGUUACAUGACCAAUUUUUACAACCACUGAUCAAAUUACUGUGUUCUUGUGAAGGAGAGGUGUUCUCAAAAGAGGUUGAAAAGUUACUUGUUGACUUAAUAAAUCAGCUGAGUGCUCUUCUCAUGCAAAAUGUUGAAUUCAUAGACUUAUUUUUUCAAGAUAUAAAGAAUGUUCAAAGUUUCAUCAUAUUUUCUCUUCUAAUUCCAUUUGUGCAUCGUGAAGAUUCAACUGGUAUGAGAGCUCGUGAUGCUCUACUACUCUGUAUGUCACUGUCCAAGAAAAACAAGAGAGUUGCUAUUUAUAUAGCUGAGCACUCAAAUUUUUCUAUAUUACUUGCAUCGGGCUUAAGCGGUCUGUAUUCUGUUUUACCUAACAUUUUAGAUGACAUUUCAGUACCUGAUUGGCAUAGGUUCACACCAGAUGAUGUAAACGAAAUUAAAGGCUUGUUAACAUUUGUGACUUCUUUAGAAUUUAGUAAUGCAGUAGCACAAGUAGCACAUCCUAUGAUAAGAAAGCAACUUCAAGAAUUUUUGUAUAGGGGAUUUUUAAUACCUGUAUUGGGACCAGCAUUACUUCAAAUUAAUGUAUAUGAACAAGUAGCUGCCACUGCUUAUUUAGAACUAAUUCUUCGAACUGUAAGUGAUACUGGACUUUUACAUUCUCUGCUGCAAUUUUUGCUCAAUAUUGACUUUGAUGGUGAGAAAAUAUUAGGUACCUUAAUACAAAGAUUAGGUUCAGACAAUCGACAGUUAUGUCUGGUAUCUUUGGCUAUGUUUGAGUCAAUUGUUGAUCUAUACUGUGAAGAUCUUAUGUUGGAAUUAGUUUUCAAAUAUUUGCAACCCUGUUUACAUCUUAUGAUUUCACAGAGGAACAUGUUACUUCCUUUAGAUCCCUACUGUCAGAGCUUUGAAAAACUCUUGACUCUGUCACCAAAAUGCUGUAAUGUUGAGUAUCCCAAGGAAGUUAAUGAUAAUAGUAGCCAGUGGUAUACUUUGAAACACAAGCAAAGUCUAUAUGGAAAAUACUUUGCCUAUUUAUGUGAUGCUAGGAAUAGAAUAUCUCAAUGUCAAAUGUCUUGUAUUGUUUGGAAUAAUCUGUAUGGUGGAGAAGAAGAUUCUAAUUCUGAUAAUUCUAGUAGUACAAGUUUAGAACGAAGUAGUGGAUAUAAUAGUCUUAAUGUGACUGCUGAUGAAGCAAAAACUACGGAAGAAUACUGGGAAACACCAGUAAAAUUUAAACAAAAGAAGGAAAUUACAAUACCUACAAAAAUUAGUGACAUCGAAUAUUCCCGUUCAUCUGCUGGACCUUUUCUUUUUCUUCUUAUGGAAAAGCUGAAGAACUUUCUGUCCAAUUCGUUUUAUGUGAAUCUACACCUGACUGGUUUAAUUUCUAAACUUGCAUCAUACCCUCAGCCACUGUUAAGAGCUUAUUUAUUAGACCACAGUUUAGUACUGCAACCAACCGUGCCAUCCAUUUUUGAGAUUAUUGGUGUACUGAAGCAAAAGGUCGACGAAUAUAUGUCCCAACAACAAAACUCUCAGCAGCUGAUAAAGUACGCGAGAGACAUCCUCGUUGAUCGAGAAAUUAUGUUGGUGAACCUCAGAAGGUAUCACGUCGAACAGCAUGCAUCCAAGAAAGUCGAAACUGAACCAUUUCAACGAAAUAGUCCGAAACGCAAAAGCCUGGGAAUCUCUCCAAUCAGCAGUUUGUUUGGAAGGCGGCCGAGUCAAAUAGAAAGCAACGCUCCCGUGGUUUUAUCUCCAGAAGAAGUUCAGUUUAAUAUAAUAUAUCCGAAAUUCAAUGAAGGACAACACGUUGCACUUUGUGCAGUGCUGCUGGACGAAUGGAUAAAGGAACUUGCCGCUCUUGCCCAAGAACACACCGUUGCCCAGUUGAUUAACUUUUUAAAAUAA